AUGGCAGUUCCGUCCGAAGAAGUCGCCGAGGUGUUCGCAACCCUUGGAGACUUAGAAAGAGAGUUCGCCGAAGUAGAGCUGGAUGCUUUGCGCAGAAAAGAGUUCAACUUACGGCCUCUUUACAACAAGCGCAAGGAAUUACUCGACAAAAUCCCGGACUUCUGGCCCACUGUUUUCGGCUCUGGGCCAGAAGAAAUCCAGCAAUUCUUCACGCCGGAAGAUCUAGCCUUGGGCGCGAGUCUCAAAUCCUUCUCAGUCGAACGAUACCAGAUCGAAUCCGCAGACAAAGGAGAACCUAGGAGUUUGCGCUUCACCUUCGAGUUUGCGGCCAACGACUUUAUCCAGGACACCAAGUUGGUGAAAGAAUUCGAGUAUCGCCCUCGCAAGGACGGACCUGGGAGUCUGAUCUCAAGACCCGUUCCGAUCAAGUGGAAGUCAAAGAAGAAGGACUUGACACAAGGGAUCCUUGAUGCUGCUGUCGAAUUGUAUAAUGCAGAAGAAGCGCUUCAGCUCAAGAAUGGGGACAAGGUUGUCGACAUCGUGGAUCGAGAGGCCUUGUGGCAGCAUGAAAAGCUGCGAGAGAAGCUGAGCAAACUUGACGAGGAGGAGGAUUAUCAGCCAAGUUUCUUCAACUGGUUCGGCUUCCGUGGGGCCGUCGAUACCGCAGUUCCGGAGACAUCGAUGAAAAAUGGCGUGGACAAUGGCGACGGAGGAGAUGAGGAGGAGGAGGAGGACGACGACGACGACGACGAAGAUGAAGUGGAGGAGAUGCUUGAGGUCGAGAUCUUCCCUGCUGGUGAGGAAGUGGCCAUUGCUCUUGCCGAGGAACUGUGGACGAAUGCCAUGGAUUACUUCAUGUCCGCUCAAGACGGGGACGCCGACGGAUUUGAGGGACUCGAUGCAGAGGACGAUGAUGAUGAUGACGACGACGACGACGCUCCAGAGCUGGUGAAUGCUCAAGAAGAGGAGGCCGCCCCUCCGCGAAAGAAGCAGCGCAAAGGUUGA
Molecule: messenger RNA, 1005 nt
Organism: Cladophialophora carrionii CBS 160.54
Lineage: Eukaryota; Fungi; Ascomycota; Eurotiomycetes; Chaetothyriales; Herpotrichiellaceae
Exons: 2
Coding region: 1-1005 (334 amino acids)
Biological process (GO): nucleosome assembly
Cellular component (GO): nucleus; chromatin
Molecular function (GO): chromatin binding; histone binding
Source: RefSeq, a predicted model, not a curated record